AUGGAGAGCUUAUAUUUUUCCACACUGGAAGGAAGAUGGGACGAGGUUGUGGAGGAAUACAAAAGCAGCGCAAGGAUACACAAGAGAGCAAUCAACACCGCGAACGACACCGCGUUGCACUUGGCGGUGAACGACGACAGAGUGGGCAUCGUGAAGGAGCUGGUAGAUGAAAUCAAGAGAAAGAGGACGUUGUCGGCCUUGGAAGCAGUGAACGAGCGAGGAGAUACGCCACUGCACUGCGCGGCGUCGAGAGGGUCCCGCGAGAUGUGCGAGUGCAUCGCCGAAGCUCUAGGAGGUGAAUGCAAUUUGAUUGUAGCUCGGAACAAGAAUCAAGAGACGCCUCUCUACUUGGCCGCUCUUCAAGGCCACAAGGAUGCUUUCAUGUGCCUGCACUCUCGUUGCCCCGACAAGUCUGUGGGGCCCUGCAGACGAGGAAGCGACGGGGACACCGUCCUUCACAGCACCAUUCGCCGAGACCACUUCGAGCUGGCAUCUGAAAUCAUUAGUCUGUACGGAGACCAGAUCGUGGGCAGUGUGGAUGAGAAGGGAAUUACCCCGCUCCAUAUCCUGGCCAAUAAGCCUUCCGCAUUCGAAAGCAGCAGCAAUUUUAGGUGGUAUAACAAGCUCCUUUACGCCUGUAUUAUCGUGGAGCCACUCACGACCUCGGAACGGCGCGCAAAGAGCAGUGACACCUGCCUGAACUGGUCAAACCCUCCAUCUCCAAUUACUCUGACGGGUUGUUCGGCAGAAAAAGAAGGGGAUGCAGAAAACCCAAGUUACGGCGAAAUAUAUGAAAAUGUGCCGAGAAAUUAUUGGAUAUGUUGUGGCAUUUUGGCGCGUGCACUCACCUGUCUUGUUUGGCUUGCCUAUGGGGCCUUUGGAUUAGAGGAUAUAAGGAGGAAGAAAGAGAAGCACGUUUGGUGUGGUCAAAUACUGGAAGCACUUUGGAAGCAUAAAAGUACAGCCUACGUUGGAGGUGGAAGUGCACCCCAAUGCCCUCCUGAACGUGACGGUGACGAAGACGACGAAAUUCCCAAUCCUUUUAGCAUCCGUCGUCACAGCGCAGGUGAUACUCGCAAGAACGGGGAACAACAUGUUGAUGGCAAUCAGAACCAGCAUGAAGCUGCUAAAAUGAAUCAACAGCAGAUUCACAAUGUUCCUUUCGAUCAAAACAAACAAAAAGAAUUGGCUGAACUCUUCACACGUUUGUGCUUGUACAACGGCAAAGCUAGUGAAUCUGCAAGCAGGGCUUUUAGCGGAUGCUGCGUAUGCCUAUGGGGCGAUCAUGAGGAGAAGAAAAAUGGUGGUGUACGAAAGGAAUCAGCAUUGUUCGUUGCAGCCAAGAAUGGAGUGCUGGAAAUAGUGAAGAAAAUUCUGGCUGAUAAACCAGGCGCCAUCCACGAAACCAAUUCCCAAGGCCAAAAUGUAUUGCAUGUGGCUGUUGAGCACAGGCAACCCCAUAUGUUUGGACUCCUCAGGCACCAGAGGCUUUGGGACAACCUCGUUCGAGGCGUAGACAAUGAAGGCAACACUGUCCUUCACGUCGCCGCCAAGCUCUCCCAGUACAAGCCCUGGCACAUCCCUGGUUCUGCCUUGCAGAUGCAGUGGGAAAUCAAAUGGUUUCUGUAUAUCAAGGAUGUAACGCCGCGCCAUGUGUUGUUCCUCCCCAACAACCACGAGGAGACGCCGGUGGAGAUUUUCAGAAAAGAUCACGAGGGUCUGGUGAAAGACGGCGCGGAAUGGCUCAACCACACGUCGGAGUCGUGCUCUGUCGUGGCGGCGCUUAUUGCCGGUGUGGCCUUUGCCACGUCCACCACCAUCCCCGGAGGCACUCAGGAGGAGACCGGCAAGCCUUACUUGGAGCGCCACCCGGCUUUCAACAUGUUUGCACUCACCUCCCUCUUGGCUCUCUGCUGCUCCAUCACCUCUCUCAUCAUGUUCCUCUCCAUCCUCACUUCCCGCCAGCAGCCUCGAGAUUUCCGCAAAGACUUGCCUCUCAAACUUCUCAUGGGCCUGAGUUCCCUCUUCGUGUCCAUCACUUCCAUAUUGGUUUCUUUCUCCGCCGCUUUCUUCUUCGUGCUCAAGGACAACCUCAAGCAGGUCGUUUUCCCGCUCUACGCCGCCACUAUCUUGCCUAUUACUUUCUACGCCGUCGCUCAAUUCCCCCUCUACGCCGAUCUUGUCAGGGCUAUUUUCAGCAAGGUUCCGCAGGCCAGUAAUAGAGAAUCUGAAAAGCUUAUCCUCUGAAGCUGUUCAUUACUUGUUCAUCUUCUCCGUGUUAUAUAUCCAAUAGCACUCUGUUUCGUUAUCAACAGCUCUUGUCUUUUGAAAUAAUGAUCUCAUUGUUGUCUUGUUCCCAAAUUUUGCUACCGUGUAAAUGUCUCGUAAAUAAGGUCUAAUGAAUAACUGCAAAGCUCAGUUUUUGAAGAAUUAUCCAAAUGGCUACCUUUUUUGUA
Prosopis cineraria is the source of this 2456-nucleotide messenger RNA. RefSeq lists its product as uncharacterized. Gene Ontology annotation, molecular function: protein binding. The transcript is spliced from 10 exons. NCBI's taxonomy places the organism in Eukaryota, Viridiplantae, Streptophyta, Magnoliopsida, Fabales, Fabaceae. The record is from RefSeq and is a predicted model, not a curated record. Bases 1 to 2247 code for a protein of 748 amino acids.